AUGCGUAUUACUACUCUAAUAGGCCUUGUGGCCGGACUCGCCAGCCAGACUGUCAACGCAGCCUGCAGCGCACCCCUCAACAUCGACGACUUUUCCAAGCAGAAUUCUAACCAGAACAGCUUGGGCGAGUGGACCAGCGACGAUGGAACCAUGACCUCCAUCUCGGCCAGCGGUGGCGUCCUAUCCUUCAAGCCCAAGUCGGGAUCCUACUUUUACGAGACCUUCCCUUGCCAGGCUGCCAGCUCCAAUGGAUACAACUCCGUCAGCUUCCAGAUGAAAGGACCCGCUGGUGGCUCUGCCACUCUUGAGAUCCAGACCAAGACCAGCUGCUCGGCUACCACGUACACCUCUAAGUACGUCUCGAUCACUGGAUUGACUGGUAACACCCAGACCAUCAACAUUCCUCUUUCUCAAUUCACUGGUGCCAACGCGAAUGCCGUCACUGGUCUCGUUUGGGCUGGAUUCUCUUCCACUACCGCUACAUGGCAGAUGAGCAACAUCGCCUUUGGUUGUGGUAGCAGUGCAGGUGGCAGCUCCGUUGCUACCUCUGCUUCUUCCACCAAGGUAGCCACUACCUCCUCGGUCCGCAGUACCAUGACAACUAUCUCGACUCCCACCGCCUCCGCUGGAACCUGCUCUCCUUUGUUGAUCGAUGACUGGAUUUCCCAAUCUCGUCUGACUUUCUUGUUCUACAACGCCAUGGGCUACCCCACCUCCGAUGAUGCUACCAUGACUUCAGUCACCGUUGGAAAGCCUGCUACUAACAGGGUUGAGUUCGUUCCCAAGGCCAACUCGUACUUCUACACCCAGUUCCCCUGUGUCAAUGCUAAGAACAAGUACACCGGUAUUUCUCUUCGCAUCAAGGCUCCCAAGGGCGCCACUUUGUCCGUCCAGCUCGACUCCUCCGACAACUGCGACCCUACUAACCCUAAAUCUACCUACGCAUCUGCCACUGACCUUGGCUGGACUUUCGAUGGCACCGAGAAGCUGUAUACCAUUCCCUUCAGCAAGUUCGCUGGCCUCAACACCGAGAAGCUUACCACUAUCCUCUUCUCUGGUUUCUCUGGUACCACUUCCUUUGGCCCCAUGGCUUUCUACUGUGGAAACUCCGGAGAGUAUGUCGUGCCUCCCACCUCUGCCGACCCUGGCGCCUCUGCUACCGUCCCUGCGCCUAGCAACCCAUCGGCUACUGCUCUUGUGAUUGACAAGUUCGCCAACGCUAACACCAACGCCAUGGGCAACUGGCAUGGUGGUGACGAGGGCAUGACUCUCAAGUACGCCAGCGGCAAGCUCACCAUCACUUCUCCCGAUGCCGACUACUCCUUCUACACUCAGGUGUCUGGUGGCUGUGCCGACUUCACCAAAUACAAGGGAUCUUACCUUCACAUCGCCUACACCGGUACCACUGCCUUCACCGUUGCUUUCCAGCAACACAACAGCCAGUGCAAGACCGAGAUUGCUCCCUUCCCUGAGACUUGGGAUUCCGCUGAGGCCAGUCGCUACGCCAAGAACGGACAUAUCUACAUCCCAAUCAACCACUUCAACAUUGAGCUCUCUCGCGUCGUCGGUUUCGCGCUCAAGGGUUUCCACACCACCGAGUCCGUCACCCUCUCUGUCAUCGAAAUCGUCUCCUCUGUCCCAGCCGGCACUACAAUCCCCAAGAAGGAUGAGACUGGUAACCUGGUCUUCGCCUGCAAGCGCCCCAACUCCUUCGCUUUCGCUAUUGACGACGGUCAACCCGACCUUGCCCAGGAGGUUCUCAAGAUCAUCCGCGAAGAAGACGUCAAGGUAACUUUCUUCACUGUCGGCGCUCCCCUUCUCGACGCCUCCACCAACCUGACCAACGUCUACAAGGAGAUGAUGGCCGCUGGCCACCAGCUCGCUCUCCACUCUUUCACUCACCCCAAGAUGGAGGGUCUCCCUGACUACGCAGCCAUCGACUGGGAGUACAACGAGGACGUCAAGGCCAUGAAGUCUCAAUUCAACGGCUACACCUCCACCUACUUCCGUCCUCCUUUCGGUAACGAGGGUGCCCGUAUGCGUUCGCGUCUUACAAAGGCCGUUGGCAACACCGCUAGCAUUGUCAACUGGAGCGUCGACGUUGAGGACUGGUUGUGGGCCGAGACCGACACUCCCGAGCAGCAGAAGGUCGCUUUCCAGCGUGAUGUUGACAAGGGUGGUAACCUUGUGGUUCUCCACUACCUCUACCCCAGCACUGUCAGCUACCUCCGCGAGUUCAUCCAGAUCGCCAAGGCUACUGGCAAGCAGCUUAUGCGUGUCGACCAGUGCAUGAUGGACCCUAACGCUCCUCCUCUAUAG
Molecule: messenger RNA, 2319 nt
Organism: Alternaria atra
Lineage: Eukaryota; Fungi; Ascomycota; Dothideomycetes; Pleosporales; Pleosporaceae
Exons: 2
Coding region: 1-2319 (772 amino acids)
Biological process (GO): carbohydrate metabolic process
Molecular function (GO): hydrolase activity, acting on carbon-nitrogen (but not peptide) bonds
Source: RefSeq, a predicted model, not a curated record